This is a messenger RNA of Cotesia glomerata, 6643 nucleotides long. RefSeq lists its product as uncharacterized. Gene Ontology annotation, cellular component: nucleus; plasma membrane. Bases 237 to 5087 code for a protein of 1616 amino acids. NCBI's taxonomy places the organism in Eukaryota, Metazoa, Arthropoda, Insecta, Hymenoptera, Braconidae. The record is from RefSeq and is a predicted model, not a curated record. Gene Ontology annotation, biological process: signal transduction. Gene Ontology annotation, molecular function: protein binding. The transcript is spliced from 15 exons.
UUUACGCACGCGGUUGCCUCACCACAAUCAUUCUAGUCUACAGAGUAUAAUAAUUUUUUUAAUGUAAUAUCAAUUACUAAUUGUCUAUUUUAGCGUGUAUUCAGUUGUAACUUUUUAUUUAAGUGAAUGAUUUUAUGUGAUUAAAAGAAUAUUACAUAGUUAUAUCUUUAAACAGUUGGUGAUUGUUUACUGGAUGUACUAUUGAAAGUACUGUGUGUUUUUAAAUAGCCAUUAAAAUGCUCAAGUGGACAGUAUCCAGAUCAAUGUCAACCGCAAGUUCGACGUCCUAUGUUCCACCUACAAUGCACAAGACAACCCGUAAACCUUUUCGCGACCUUUUAAAUACACCCCCUGCUGAUGGAACAAGGUCAAAAGUCAUACCACAAACAGCAGUUGAUGUAGAUAAUAGUAAUCCAUCAUCUAAAUCCACUCCAGGACGCCGGCGACGUUGUAGGAGUCACGGGAGUGAUGUUCGUGCCUACUUUCAGGCAACAAAGCCACAUGCAAGGUCAAACAAGCGUCAAUCAAUCGCUAAUGAAACCUUGGAAUUGCCAAAGACGGAAAGCUCUUAUCAUAGAACACCUCGAAUAGAUACGGAUAUCGGUCCUUUGACAUAUAUUCCAGAUAAUUAUCAAAUUUCAAAGUGUCCUGUAGCACUAACUUUACCAACAGACCCUACUUCGUUACCUCAUACUUAUUCAAAAACGUUUCAUCAUGUUAAUAAUAAUAAUGAACUACCUCAAAACGUUAUGAAUGAAGCACGUGCAAAUCUUCAGUCACAUGUGUCUGAUUUCUUUCAGCAAAUAUCUGUUGCUGGCAGCCCUGAAGAUGUCAUGGAAGCUGGUUCUGUACCUUUAUCGAGAUCUAGGUUGUUCUUUAGGAAUAUUGAUAGAAUGAAAUCGAGCUCAAGCCCUGAGGGUAAAUCUCUUUGUUAUCCGAAAUUAGCAAAAAUAAGUAAACUGCAUGCAAGAUGUAGAACACCGUAUCACACAAAAGCACCUCAAUUUAAAUUGAGAGAAACUCCGCUUGCUAAAGAACUUGCAAGCUUGAAAAUAGAUCAAGACAUUCCAAAAUUUGAGAAUAUGGAUAAUACUAUUACGGAGAUUCUCAAUAAACAACAACAAGAAACAAAUCUUUGUAGCAAUAAAAUAUAUGAUGAAAUUGAUAAAAAGACGAGGUCAAGCGGAGACAGUGAUCCUACGCGACUGCAUCUAAAUGAUAGAGAUAGUAUAGAUAAUAAAGAUACUUGUAAAUUUAUAGAAGAACAGAUGAUUAAUGAAGAUGAAGGGAAAGCUGAUCACAAUGAUAGUUCAGUAUCUUCAGCUAGUCAACUAUUAGAAAAUCCUUCACCGAUAUCUUGGGCGUUUCGGUCUCCUUCUAUCGAUUCAGAUGGAGAAUUUACCCUUAAACGUCAGCGAGGAAUCAGAAGAAAACGGCAACAAAAAGAUCAAGGUAUCAAUAAAAGCUCUGGUAGCAAAAGGGCUAAAACUAGGUCUCAAAGUGUAAGUCCAGCGACCAGAAAAAAAAUUUUAGAAGGUGAUGAACCUCCUAUUCAGGCUGUAAAUCUUCACGUUAAAAAAAUAACCCUCGAAACGGACUUGGAUUCAAUAUUUGAUGGAAAAAUAGACUCAAAAAUAUUAAAUCAGUAUCAAAAAAAUGAAGAAACUAAAAUGAACCUGUGGGAUCUUGACAGUCCGAAAUCGUCUUUGAUAGAUGAGUUUCCGAGUUCUAAAAGCUCGUUUGUUCAUUCUGGGAAUGAAACCUCCGAAACCCCACUUAUUGCAACUGUGAGACGGUGUUUAAAAUAUAGUCCAGAAGUUGAAAUACCAGAACCAAACUCCAGAUCGUCUAUUGAAUUAGAAUAUAACAUCAUUGGAGAUUCCAUUCACAUCCGAGUAAUACGCUGCAAGGAUUUAAAACGUUCUUACGAAGGGCCGAUUCACGCCUACGUAAAGGUGAGCUUAAAAAAUCCAAAUGGUGGAGGUGUAGUAAAAAGAACAGCCGUACACCGUGCAACACCAAAUCCAGUAUUCCAUGAAACGUUAAUUCUACCUUACCCAAAUCACAACUGUACAAACAGAUCUACGUCCCUAGAUAUUGCCGUUUGGCAUCGAGAUCGACGUGCAAGACGCAGUGAGCUCCUGGGCUGCAUGACUCUACCUCUACCUUUGGCACAAGACAAGGAAGCGACAUGGCAUCCUUUACAAGUCGGAUCUGUUCGAAAGAUAAGUACACCGUACGCAAAAUUGUCUCAAGAUUGUACGGUGUCACCACCUUUGUCAAAAGACGAGGAUCAUACAGAUAACAAUUCCAAUGCAGAUGACUUUACUUAUCUUAGACAUUUGGAAUUAGAACCAUUAGAUCCGCUAACGGGGUUACCAGUGAACCCUGGAUUCACAGCUAGGGGUGGAAGAACUCCUUGCACAAUCACUAGACGCUUAAUUCGACAAAGUGGUGCUAAGCAGAUUCCGUGGGGUUUCUCACUGUCUUGGGGUCGUCCUCCUCGAGUAGAACGUGUGGAUCCAGGAAGCCCAGCUGAAAGGGCAGGUUUAAUGCCUGGUGAUCACGUUGUUUUUGUGGAUACGACAAACGUAGUCACGCGAGCACGAGAAGACAUACUAAACUUUAUUCAAGCAGCUACUAAUCAACUAAUUCUUGAAAUUUACCGCAAGUCAGGCGCACAUGUUAACACGCAACGACCUAGUCUGGUGAAUGUGACGCUACAACCUGCGCUAGAUCAACCCAAUGGCCAGGGAGCGAUCGCCUUCACCGCUGAGGUAUUUCCACACAUUUCACCUGAUGCUCCACCGGAGGAGGAACUCAAUGUGAGAGAAACUCGAUACUGGGGAGCGUUAAAAAGCGGUAUAACUCGGUUUUGCAUACCAUUGGCAGAACGUCGUGAUAUCCUUUCCGCCACUGAUUAUGCAAUUCUAUUUCAAAAUCUGGAUGAACUGCUGAAGUUAUCAGAAGAGAUAAAAGAUGAGGGUGGUGAUGUAGAAAGUUAUUUAACUCGGAUACCACGAAUCACUGCAAGUUACCGUAGAUACUUGAGUGGUCUCCAAAGAGCUUGUUGUCUGCUUGUGGCAUUAAGAAGGAAUUCAGUAUUUGCGAAGCUGGUAUGUGAACCAGCCGUUCCGCAUAAACGUCGUCCUGAUAUAACUGGAGUCUUAUUGCUUCCGUUGGAGCACUACAGAGAGAUGACGAGACUACUCGGCCUAGCUUCACCAAGGAACUGCCAGCAAGCUAGAGAUCUGGCUCAAGGUUAUCGAGAAGCCACUGCUAAUGCUGGAGUCAUGGAACCUCCGAGGGAUACUGGGAGGCCUUUGUUAAGUCUCCAAGAAGUUGAAUCCCGAUUGGUAUUUGCUAGAUGCAGACCUUUCACCCUGGCAAUGCCCGGCAGACAAUGGUUAUUCGGUGGAGCCCUGGUAAAAGUAGAAGGUCGUCGACUUCAACCAUCAUGGGCACUUUUGUUGAGUGAUCUACUGGUGUUUGCGCGUGUCUCACGUGAUCGUGUACUUUUCGUGACGGAAGAGCCACUUCGCUUAUCAAGUAUCGCUGAAGCAUGUUUUACCGUACGUAAACGUCCUACUGAGUUUCGUUUACAAGUAUCAAUUACACCUAAUGGCAGUUAUGAAAACGGGCAUAUAGAUGCAAUGCAAAGUGGUGGAUGUAGUCCCCAUAGUCGUCCUCGCAGACGUAUUCUUAUUUUACGUGCACCUACUCCUGAGCUCAAAGCAGUAUGGCAUAAUCUUUUACAGCGUCAAAUCAUCUAUGUGAAUACAGGCUGCACGGAUACACCGAGUAUACACAGUCCUGAAGAAAGUCACUAUACUGGAAACCAUUUCACCAUUGCUUGUGAUCCCAGUACUAGUCCCCAGAUUACCAUUUCAAGAAACUCUCGUGAGCCAGAGGAGGACAAGCUUCAAGAUGAUCAAGACAAUUUGGAGUCAAUUAUAAAACCAAUUAAUGAUUCAAGUCAAAAUAAUAUUCAUUUAGCCCAAUGGGUUCGUAAUUCCCAUCAAAUACCUCCACCAGAUUACGAAGUCCCACCAGAAGAAUGGACAGUCGAAGAAUUGGCAGCUCGAGCUCCUAAAGAAUCAAUAAGUAGCAAUGUUAACGAACAAGUAAUCGAAGAAAACGUAGCGACUAAUUCAGAUCAAGAACAACACAGUACUGCUUCAAGUGCCAGUUUAUCGACAGUUAAAUCCACUACCGUCAAUUCUAAAAAAAAUGGCAGUUUUAAAGAUGCACCUUCAGGAUCGAUCAACAUCUGCCGAAGGUGCCACAGGUCUGGAUGUCCGACACCGCCACCUCUAAGGGAUCCUUUUUCACCUCUUCCACCAAAAAUAUCUAUUCUUCCGCCAACACCUGAUCUAUGUCCAAUGUACAAAUUAAAAAAUGGAUCCCAAGAUAGUUCGAGUAAAAACUGCACUACUGCUGAUGAAAACACCGAAGAUGGCAGUGAAGAUGAUUUGGAUUGUGAUGAAGAACCGCCUUACAGAGCACUCCGAAGAUUUGGAACGAUGAGUAGCUUAGAUCAAGAAGAUGAGUUAGAUGAUCAAGGAGAUGAUGAUAACCGUGAUUUAGAGUCUCCACCAACAGGUUUAAAGUCUUGGACAGCAAGGGCUAGCGAUUUCGUCGUUAGUAAAAUGGUUUUUUUAGAACAAUUGAGUGAAGGAGUUGGUAGUUACUUACUUCAGCCUCCCGUGCCACCUGAAAGGACUGAAUUUUCACUAGAUCCCAAUGACGAUGAAGGAACGACUUCCGGUGGAACAUCUGGUGAUGACAUAUGGGGUACACCAACUUCGGGUGGACCAGAUGAUGACAGUUUUACCGCCAGCCCCCCGUCUAUCAAUGGCAACGUUCUUGGCGAGGAUAAUUAUGGGCUCACAUUGAAUACUGAUGAUGAUGCUGACGAAAGUGGUGAUUCCGAAGACUGCAACGUGCCUGAAAUCAGUAUGGAUCAACUGCUAGGUAGCAGUAACUUUUCAUCUCUUCGAUGUAUUCUUAACCGUAGACGACUGGAGCCACUUCCCGAAGAAGACGAUUCAUCUGGUAACGAAAAAAAUCAAGUUGGAUGGUGGUGACAUAGGUUGCAGCCCGCGAGUUUGACCAGUGGCGAAGAUCAAAUUCAAAACAGAGAUCAAAUAUUCGCUAAAUUGACUCAAGAAGAUGAAGAAUUUCGUAAAAAAAUUUUGGAUCUACAUAAAAAACUUUUGGAUGUUGACUCUGGUAAAGAAUCCAGUCAAAUUGAUAAUCCGCCAGUGAAAAAGAUCGAAAAACGAGUAACACUUGUGGAAACAGCUACAACUCCAAAGCCACUAGACGUAGGAAGAAUUAUAAAACCGGCUUUAAAGAAUUCAAUAGCUAAUUCUAGUAAUGAAGCUGAAAGUAUUUCUAGAAUGCUUGAUAGAAGACGAUUGAAAAGGAUGGAUCUUGAACACGAAAGAAGAAAACAUUUAGAAGAAUUGAGAAGACGAUCGGAAAGAAUCGAUGAAGUCUCUGAAGAUGAUCAAGACGAGCAAAUACCAGUGAGACCUCGAGAAACUACUUUUCUCAACCGUCUGAGAAUUCGCAGACGUAGUAUCAAGUUGUUAAGUUUUUUAAGUGGUAAGUCAUCGGAUAAAUCUCAUGAGGAACGAGCAUCCAGAUUAUUGAAAAUAUAUAUGCCUGAAAAAAGUACUAAGGGACAAAAUACUAUCUCUAUUCAUCACCAUACACCCAGAAGUAGAAGAUUUUGGAAACUCCGUAAUCGGAGAAAGAAUGUUUAAGAAAAUAUUACUUCAAAAACAUAAAACUGAAAAUUAAAUUUUAAAAAAGUGGCAAAUUCAAAAUUAUACUUCUUGAUCUAUUAAAUUGCGAUAAAUUGAGAUAAAUUGCGUCCAAUAAACGAAAAAUAACGUUUGGAUAAUGUUCAUCGAUUUUACGUACAAUGAUGAAAAUAAAUACAAUACUUCUUUCAAUUAUCUAUCGAGGACUUCCAAUCUGUUUAUUUAUUAAAUGUAUUGUCGAAAGUAAGCUCGAGGAUUUAUGUUAUAUUUAAUAUUUUAAUUUUUUAAAUAACUUAGUGCUUUAGGUGCAAUUGUAAUGUAGGAUUUACCAAAAAUGAAGAAAACAAAAUUUUAAAAACAAAUAAAUAAAUCAAUUAUUAAAAAUGUUUUCUUCAAGUUAUUAAUAAUCGCCUUGGUAUUUAUUAUUAAAUUUUUAACUUAUGCAAAUUGUAAAAAAUAAAUAAAAUUAUCGCAGAAACGGCCUAUGCAAUAUUUACAUUUAAAUAUAAGUCAUCCUCGAGUUAAAAAUACGGCCUAGGUAUAACGGUAUACCUAAUUAAUAUAUUUAAUAUAAUUAUCAAAAUUUAUACUUAAUUUAUGGUAAAACAAUAAAAUUUCCUCCGUUAGCUCGUUGUAUCGUUUGGAAUCAAUUGAAGAGUUUCUAUCAAAACUAGUAAUUCUUCUUAAAUUAUAAAAAAAAAAAAUAAAAAAAAAAGUAGGUCCGCACUGACUGACACAACGCGGCAUUCAUUAUCUUUAACUUAAAUAAUAGAUUUAAAUAAUUAUAAAUAAAAAGAAAAGUUACUGUUGGUAGAUUGUAAAAUUUAGUCUUCAAAGGCUAAAAUGCAAAUAAAUUAUACUAUUUGUUGAAA